AAAUAGUGAACACUUCCAUAGUAUCAAACCACGAGCAUUUCUCUCAUUUGCCAAAUCAAAUACAAUACAAUUUGUUUAUCAGAGAAAAUUAUCAAAGAUGUUUUCAGGUGUAACAGGUAUCAUCAACAGGGGUCAGAAGCUGAAGGGAACAGUGGUGUUGAUGCAAAAGAAUGUUUUGGACAUUAAUGAACUCACAGCUGUUAAAAGUCCAACUGGUAUAAUUGGUGGUGCCUUUGGUGCUAUUGGUGGUGCCAUUGGCUCUGUUGUUGACACUGCCACUUCCUUUUUGGGUCGUUCUGUUGCUUUUAAAUUGAUUAGUGCUACCACUGCUGAUGGAAGUGGAAAAGGGAAAGUAGGAAAGCAAACAUUUUUGGAAGGUCUUCUUACCUCCAUACCAACAUUGGGAGACAAACAAUCUGCUUAUAGGAUUCAUUUUGAAUGGGACAAUGACAUGGGAAUUCCUGGAGCAUUUUAUGUCGAAAAUUUCAUGCAACAUGAAUUCUUCCUUGUGAGUUUGACUCUAGAAGAUAUUCCAAACCAUGGAUCGAUCACCUUUGUUUGCAACUCAUGGGUUUACAAUGAUAAUAAGUACAAAAGUCAUCGCAUCUUUUUUGCUAACAAGACAUACCUUCCAAGUCAAACACCGUCCCCAUUAGUUUACUAUAGACAAGAAGAAUUGAAAACUUUAAGAGGAGAUGGAACUGGAGAGCGUAAAGAAUGGGAAAGAAUAUAUGAUUAUGAUGUCUACAAUGAUUUGGGUGAACCAGACAAGAAAGCUACCUUGGCUCGUCCAGUUCUUGGAGGAUCUAGUACCUUGCCAUAUCCUCGAAGAGGCAGAACAGGCAGAAAACCAGCUAAGAAAGAUCCUAAGAGUGAGAGUCGGAGCGACUUUGUUUAUCUUCCAAGAGAUGAAUCAUUUGGCCAUGCAAAGUCAUCUGACUUUCUUAUUUACAUACUCAAAUCAGCAACUCAAAAUAUCAUACCCAAUUUACGUUCGGUAGUUACAUUACAAUUAAAUCAGCCCGAAUUUAACACCUUUGAAGAUGUGCGUUCACUAUAUGACGGUGGAAUUAAGCUGCCUACUAAUGUACUUAGCGAGAUAAGCCCAAUACCAUUGUUUAAGGAAAUUUUUCGCACUGAUGGUGAAUCAGCCCUUAAGUUUUCGCCACCUAAAGUGGUUGAAGUGGAUCAUUCUGCUUGGAUGACUGAUGAGGAAUUUGCAAGGGAGAUGAUUGCUGGUGUGAAUCCACACAUCAUCAAAAAACUUUCGGAGUUCCCACCAAAGAGCAAACUAGAUAGCCAACUCUAUGGUAAUAAUACCAGCACAAUAACUAAAGAACACUUAGAGCCAAACAUGGGUGGAGUCACUGUAGAGCAGGCUAUCCAAAACAACCUUCUAUACAUACUUGAUCACCAUGACACAAUCUUUCCUUAUUUGAGGAAAAUAAAUGCAACUGAGACAAAGGCCUAUGCAACUAGAACCGUCCUUUUCUUGCAAAAUAAUGGAACUUUGAAGCCACUUGCCAUUGAGCUAAGUAAGCCACAUCCUCAAGGUGAUAGUAACGGUCCUGUUAGUGAUGUUUAUUUGCCAGCAAGUGAAGGUGUUGAAGGUUCUAUUUGGUUACUUGCUAAGGCUUUUGUAGUUGUAAAUGACUCAUGCUUUCACCAACUUGUCAGUCAUUGGUUAAACACUCAUGCUGUUGUUGAACCGUUCAUCAUAGCCACAAACAGACAUCUUAGUGUGGUUCACCCUAUUCACAAACUUUUACUUCCACACUAUCGUGAUACAAUGAACAUAAAUUCACUUGCACGAAAUGUCCUUGUCAAUGCUGAGGGUAUUAUAGAAUCAACAUUCUUGUGGGGAGGAUAUGCUUUGGAAAUGUCUGCUGUUGUUUACAAGGAUUGGGUUUUCACUGAGCAAGGACUACCUAAUGACCUACUCAAAAGAGGAGUGGCUGUUGAGGAUGCAACUUCACCACAUGGCAUUCGUCUUUUGAUAGAGGACUAUCCAUAUGCUUCUGAUGGACUAGAAAUAUGGGCUGCUAUCAAGUCAUGGGUUGAAGAAUAUGUGAAUUUUUACUACAAGUCAGAUGAUGCUAUUGCACAAGAUUCUGAACUCCAAGCAUUUUGGAAAGAACUUGUUGAGGUUGGUCAUGGUGACUUGAAGAAUGCAACAUGGUGGUUUAAGAUGCAAACUCGUAAAGAGUUGAUUGAAGCUUGCACUAUUCUCAUAUGGAUUGCUUCAGCACUUCAUGCAGCUGUUAAUUUUGGACAAUAUCCAUAUGGAGGAUAUAUCCUUAACCGACCAACUAAAAGUAGGAGAUAUAUGCCUGAGAAAGGAUCCCCUGAGUAUGAUGAACUUGCUAAGAACUACCAAAAAGUGUAUUUGAGGACAAUAACACCAAAGAAUGACACCCUUACUGACCUGACCAUUAUAGAGGUCUUGUCAAGGCAUGCUUCUGAUGAGCAAUACCUUGGACAGAGAAUUGAAGGCGACCUUUGGACUUCUGACUCAAAACCAGUAGAGGCCUUCAAGAAAUUUGGAAGUAAAUUGGCUGAAAUUGAGCAAAAGCUCAUUCAAAGGAACAAAGAUGAGUCAUUGAGAAACCGAUAUGGGCCUGUGAAGAUGCCAUACACUUUGCUUUAUCCUUCUAGUGAGGAAGGAUUGACUUUCAGAGGUAUUCCUAAUAGUGUCUCCAUCUAAAAAGGUCAUGGUUGUUGUGUGGUUGCUAUGAAUAAAAUAUGAGAAUAAUUGAAUUCCUUCUCCUGCUAUGUAUGGUCAUGUUUUUAUGUAUGCUUGGUUGAUUGUAAUAAUGUCUUUCCUCAAUAAAAACUUCUAUGUUUGUAAUUGUACCUUGUAUUGUGAUGGAGCUAUUAUAUAAAAUGCAAACUUCAUAUUUUGAGUGAAUGAAUUA
Messenger RNA from Cicer arietinum (chickpea), 2915 nucleotides. Its product is annotated as linoleate 9S-lipoxygenase-like. Gene Ontology annotation, molecular function: metal ion binding; oxidoreductase activity, acting on single donors with incorporation of molecular oxygen, incorporation of two atoms of oxygen; protein binding. Gene Ontology annotation, biological process: lipid oxidation. The record is from RefSeq and is a predicted model, not a curated record. NCBI's taxonomy places the organism in Eukaryota, Viridiplantae, Streptophyta, Magnoliopsida, Fabales, Fabaceae.